Molecule: messenger RNA, 444 nt
Organism: Peronospora matthiolae
Lineage: Eukaryota; Oomycota; Peronosporomycetes; Peronosporales; Peronosporaceae
Source: the annotation of a GenBank genome assembly
AUGAUGCUGGCAAAGAAGGGAUUGCUGAAGCACCUAGACGCUAUGAAGGCCCUAGAAGAAGGAGACUCAAGCGCGUCAACUUGGAAAGUCAACGACAUGAAGGCCUUCGCGAUUGUGGCCACCGUGAUUAGCACAAACCUUAAGCCAAUGGUGCGCACGGCGGAGACAACGGCAGAAGCAUGGGACAUACUGAAGACUUUCCUCCUGCGACAAAGUGUGCACAAUCGUGUGCAGUUGCGGUGGCAAAUACAUGAGUUCAAGGUGACCAAGGGAGGAAGCAAAAUGGAUCACUUCCUGAGAUUUGACGAGCUGUGCAUGACUUUGCAAGCUGUGCGAGAAGAGCCCUCACAGGAUGAGCAUUUGAUCAUCCUAUUGGGUAGUCUACCUGUGACCCCGUAUCAAGAUAAUGGAGAACAUGCCCGGAAUGGCACUGUUUCACGCUAA